AUGGACAACAACCCCUCUCCUAUUGCCAUUCAAAGAAGGAUAUGGGACGGGCGCAUCUCACUAGAGAUCACCCUGGCACCUUCAGAAAGUCGAACUUACGACAAGACUGAUCCAUACCUCAUUUCAUUUCACCGAGUCUCUUAUUUGCCCACAUUACUCCCAAGACUCCGUGCAUUCUUCUCAACGUCCUUGAUCGAGCCUAGCUCUCAACACCAUGAUGGCUGGUUCUCCUUUGAAGGUGUGCCUCUAAAAUGGCACUACCCUGUUGGUCUACUCUUUGAUCUUUAUGCUGGAGCAGAGCCUGCUACAAGAAGUAGCACUCCAAGUCCCGACUCACCAGAAGACGAAUCACCACUCCCAUGGCGUCUAACUGUCCAUUUCAGUGAUUGGCCCGUGGAAGAUCUCGUCCGUCUUGAUGCAAAAGGGAUUUUUCUGAACGAUGCAUACAUAAACAGCGUCAAAGAGGCUGACUUUUUGCGCAAUGGAACCGCAAAGGGGAUCAUGACUCUAUCCAAGGAAGACUCAUCGGGCUUAUGGAAGGCUGUUGAGAAUGUGGACCUACCAUCUUUCCAGCGUAUCUCAAGCAUUCUUCUUCCUCCGCCAUCACAGCCAUUUCGCAAUGUACCAAUCCGUGUGUUUCUGCCACUACCGCCAGAUGGGGAUUCACCAUCAUUAAAAGUGGUCCAAUCGCCCUUUCCUCCUUCUAUUCAGACUUCGAGUAUGCAGGCUAGUCAGAUGAUUAGUUCUCGGUUAAGUCCGGCCACGCAACCGCAGACGAUAGGGAAUGUCUUGCAUACGUUGCUUCCGAAUCUAUUUCCCAGUCGGCGAACUCCGGUUCUUGCUCAGCCUGUGCUGCAUGGGGCGGUGCUUCCCAUGUCUGCGCCAAUUGAAGAGAUCGUGAGAAGCUCUGCUUAUGGAGAUGGUUGGGCGUAUGUGGUUGUGCGGAUGAUGGGAUGA
Molecule: messenger RNA, 957 nt
Organism: Penicillium malachiteum
Lineage: Eukaryota; Fungi; Ascomycota; Eurotiomycetes; Eurotiales; Aspergillaceae
Product: autophagy protein 5
Exons: 3
Coding region: 1-957 (318 amino acids)
Biological process (GO): nucleophagy; cellular response to nitrogen starvation; autophagy of mitochondrion
Cellular component (GO): cytoplasm; phagophore assembly site membrane; Atg12-Atg5-Atg16 complex
Source: RefSeq, a predicted model, not a curated record